Molecule: messenger RNA, 781 nt
Organism: Wasmannia auropunctata (little fire ant)
Lineage: Eukaryota; Metazoa; Arthropoda; Insecta; Hymenoptera; Formicidae
Product: nucleic-acid-binding protein from mobile element jockey-like
Exons: 3
Coding region: 101-760 (219 amino acids)
Source: RefSeq, a predicted model, not a curated record
AUCAGCGAGGAAGCAGAAGCCUUUAAAAUUUAGUAUCGUAGAUAUACUUUUGAAGUUUGUAUGUACUUGAUUACGAACAAGAAAUAAAAAUAGCAGAAGAAUGGCAAUGAACAAUGACGCAUUAAUUGCAAUUAUCAAUGAUUUUGUGGAUUCGUCUGAUGAUCAGAGUGAUUCUGAGAGCGAUGACGAACUAUCAAUAAAUGCAAAUAAAGUAAUUUGCGGCAAAAGGCCAAGAUUACAACAUUAUUUAAAUAUCAUUGUUUUGUAUGACGAUCAGGAAUUCAAAUCCAACUUUCGAUCAAACUCUGCCGUCUUAUGUGAUACUCUUCUGGGCGCGUCACGAGGUGCGUCGUAUAUUCCGAGGACCCGUGUGUGUCAUGCCUGCUUCAGAGCGGGUCACGCUGCUGCGUCCUGUAGAAGUCCGCCAAGGUAUCAAUUCUGCGGCAACUCUCCGCACGCAGAGGGGACUGUGUGCCCAUUGAGAGACGGCAAGCCAUGCUGCAUCAAUUGUUCGGGUGAGCAUCUCCCCACUGAUUUCUCUUGUCCCGCUCUUAUCGCUCAAAAGAAAAUCCUCACACUCGCUGCGUCGCAAAACAUCUCGCUUAUUGACGCUAAGAAAAGAAUUGCACAAUCCUCCUCCCUCGAAAUUAGCUCUGGCCCACGCUCUGGUUCUCUCACAUCUUUCAGUAAUGACAAUCAUUUCCCACACAACAUGAAAUAUAUCAGAAAUAUUUUUGAAAUAUUUUAUUGCAAGAUUUAGAAUAUUUUAAAAAUAUUUCAU